AUGUCUCUCUCUCGGGCAUUCACAGUCAGAAGGUCGAAUAAGUUAUCAGAUUCGAGUCCCGCUGGCCCUUCGAGAAGCUUGACAACAAAGCGCUCACACAUUGGUGGCACAAUUCGUCAUAAGAUAUCGGCACCAAUGGAACUUAUUUCAACCACGAAUAUGAUUUCUUACAAUGCACCUAACGUUCCACAGCGAGCUACCUCGCUCUCUUCAAUUUCAAGCGAAUCGGAUAGCUCUCCAGUGGAAUCAAUCUCAUCAAUGUCAUCCAUAGACUCAUACUCUGUUGGAUCAGCAUCGCCAACCAAUCUCAAACCAAAUCAUUUGUCAUGCUAUUUUGGAUCACCGGUAACAACAGACGAGCCACCAUCUAUCCCAAAGCGAGCACCUUCGCACAUGAAAGUAAAGAUCUCUUCAAAAACAGGAUCCUCUACUCAAAAAUCUACACUCAAGUAUGCGAAGCCUUCAAAUGAACCACUCCCUAAAAGACAAGCUUCAUUAGUAAACUCUAUGUCUCCAAACUUAACAUCAAUGGCACGCUCAUCUUUGAAUAUGUUCUCACCUCAAAUUGAGACAGUUUCACAGAUUGUUACUGAUAAUGAACCAAUCCAGACUCUAGACAACAUCCAACACAGUUUAAUGCGACAUAUUGCGAAUAUAGACCCUGAAGAACAAGAACUUGUAUCGCGCGGACUUUACAAGUUUGAAGCUGAGGAUUAUGAAAAUGAGCUUGAUGAACUAUAUCAUUAUGUCUUUGGAGAGUCAAAGUCAGCAUCAAGCCUGUGGAUUUAA
Blumeria graminis f. sp. triticale is the source of this 789-nucleotide messenger RNA. Lineage: Eukaryota; Fungi; Ascomycota; Leotiomycetes; Helotiales; Erysiphaceae. The record is from the annotation of a GenBank genome assembly.